Molecule: messenger RNA, 1992 nt
Organism: Sinocyclocheilus grahami
Lineage: Eukaryota; Metazoa; Chordata; Actinopteri; Cypriniformes; Cyprinidae
Gene: nap1l4b
Product: nucleosome assembly protein 1-like 4b
Exons: 14
Coding region: 183-1283 (366 amino acids)
Biological process (GO): nucleosome assembly
Cellular component (GO): nucleus
Source: RefSeq, a predicted model, not a curated record
UCUGAUGGGCGUCAACAUAAACACAUCUGUUUGUACCUUUAUUUUGAGCUGCUGGUUUUAAUUUCGGCCGUUUUGCUGCUUGCUAAACAUUAGAAAUGUAAACGUAUCGCUUCUUGCAAAUAAGGAUUGUUUGGCUUUCUCUUACCAGCCUUUACUAUGAAUAUUUGAGCUGUGGUAUCAAGAUGGAUGCUGACAAUGAAGCCAAAGGGAAGGUGAGCGACCAGGCGAUGCAAAACCCACAAGCGUUGGCAGCUCUUCAGGACAAAAUAGACAGUGUCUCACAUAGUGCUUCCAUCAUGGACAGCUUACCAAAGUCUGUGAAAAGAAGAGUCAAUGCCCUAAAGAAUCUUCAGGUUAACAGCACGCACAUCGAAGCCAAGUUUUACAAGGAGGUGCAUGAGCUGGAGAGAAAGUAUAGCGCUCUUUAUCAGCCGUUAUUUGACAAAAGAAGGAACAUUGUCUCUGGAGAAGUGGAACCCACUGAUGAGGAGUGUGAAUGGCAGAGUGACCAUGAGGAUGAAGCAGCAUUAGCAGAAGAUCUGAAGAAGAAAGCUGCUAUAGAGGAAAAGACAGAAGAUGCUAAUGAGGAGAAACCCAAAGGAGUUCCAGAGUUUUGGCUCACCAUAUUCCGAAGUGUGGACAUGUUGAGUGAUAUGCUGCAGGAGCAUGAUGAACCAAUACUUAAACAUCUUCAGGAUAUUAAAGUGAUAUUUUCUGGUCCUGAUCAACCCAUGAGCUUCACAUUAGAGUUCCGUUUUGAACCCAAUGAAUACUUCACCAACACAGUUCUCACAAAAGUAUACAAGAUGAAGUCGGAGCCAGAUGCAGAGGAUCCGUUUUCAUUCGAGGGACCGGAAAUCAUCGACUGUGAUGGGUGUGAAAUUGAUUGGCACAAAGGCAAAGAUGUGACGGUAAAAACGAUCAAGAAGAAACAGAAGCACAAAGGCAGAGGGACAGCGAGGGUCAUCACCAAACAAGUGCCCAAUGACUCCUUUUUCAACUUUUUCAACCCUAUUAAAGUUUCACCAGAUAGAGAGUUGGAUGAGGAUUCAGAGUACACUUUAGCCACAGAUUUUGAAAUCGGUCAUUUCUUCAGGGAAAGGAUCGUUCCGAGAGCAGUUUUGUAUUUCACAGGAGAAGCUCUGGAGGAUGAUGAAAGUUUUGAAGAGGAGGAACUGGAUGAGGGUGAAGAGGAGGACCCAGAUGAGGAGGAUGAGGACGAUGAAGAGGAGGGAGAUUCCAAGACUGGGAAUCCUCAGCCUGCAGAGUGCAAACAACAGUAGUUUGGAUCACUCACUCCUGCCACUGUCAAACCCCAUCAGCUCAGCUAGAAUCAGCCCUGUCGUGUGGCAUACAUUCCCUGAUGAGCACACCAUCCAACAAAACAAAACACGAUGAUGCAGUACAUUGGUAAACUACUUUUUUUUUUUUAUCCUGCAGAAUUUGCUUACUUUAAAAUCCAAUCGCUAUACAACACUAUAGAUAAAUUGGGCAAUUCCAGAUUACAGUUGGGUCUCCGAAUGUAGAUAUAUACAUAAAUAAAUGUAAAACUAUUUUUUAAUUCAUGAUUUAGACAUGUACAGACAUAAUGACUUCAGAUAUCUCAUUGCAUAGCCAAAAAAACGUUGACUUGCAGGUUUGAAACAAUCUUGCAAGCAUCGUCUUCGCAUUCUAACAGGUGAAAUGUAUAAAAUAAAUGGGAUUGUAUUCUAACUUCCUGUGCACAUCUAACCUUUGUGAAGGUUGCUUGUAUUUAACAAAUAGUUUCUCUUCUCACUUUUGAAGUGUUCUGUGUCAUGGGCAUAACCAUUUGUUUUUACACAGCAUAUCUUUAUGUACUUUUUGAACAAAACUGCAUGUUUGUGCACUUAUUUAUUUAUGGAACUGCUAGUUAGCUAGCCAGUCCAACUAAUGUAUCAGUGAUAUGUUGCAGGCAUCAGGUAAUUGUGUUUAAUCAUAUCUGGCCUCUUUGCAAUAUGGAUAUCUAACAUU